UUUAAAACAUUUUUUCUUUCUUCGGCCCCAAGCUGCUAUCAUAUUUUCUUAUCUUUUCUUUCACAAUCUAAAAACGGAAACAGGGGAAAGAACCACAAGGAAGCACAAUAGGAAGGAAAGGGCACAUGUUCUUGAUUUCACGUUGUACGAAUCUCUUUACUUGUCCUCAUCUCUUUAACAGUUUCUUAAAUGUAACAUUAUGUAUCGCAAAAAAAACAUUAUGUAUCUCAUAAUAGCUACGCUACACACAUGCAGGAUCAAUCAUGCUGAGGUUUCUCAUCCUUUUCUCUCUUCUCAUACACUCUUGUGUUGCGCCCCCCAAAACUAAGGCUGCUGCUGGAACUCUACCUGCCAAGAAAUGGCUCACCCUUAGCGGAAAAGAGCCUGCGGUUGUAGCGAGAGGCGGCUUCUCAGGACUUUUCCCAGAGUCAAGCGCCACUGCAAACGACUUGGCUAUUAGCUCCAGCUCCCCUGAUCUCACAAUGUUGUGCAACCUUCAGUUGACAAAAGACGGUGCGGGCUUUUGCUUGUCUGAUAUCAGGCUUGACAAUUCAACCACCAUCUCCACCUUCUUCCCCAAAGGCCAGAAGGCCUACAAAGUCUAUGGUCAAAACCUCAAGGGCUGGUUUGCUCUUGACUACUCUGCUGACACCAUCUUCUCCAACGUCUCCCUUGUUCAAAACAUUUUCUCUCGGCCCAGCAUUUUCGACGGCCAGAUGGCAAUUGCAGCCGUGGAGGACGUCCUCGACACCAAGCCUCCCAAGUUCUGGUUGAGCGUUCAGUAUGACGCAUUCUACAUGGAACACAAGCUAAGCCCAGCCGAGUACAUUAGAAGCUUGCGUUUCAAUGGCAUUAACGUCAUCUCGUCUCCAGAGAUCGGUUUCUUGAAGAGCAUUGGGAAAGAUGCACGCAGGGCCAAGACAAAGCUCAUAUUCGAGUUCAAAGACCCCGAGGCAAACGAGCCUACCACCAACAAAAAGUACAGCGAGAUCCUGCUGAAUCUCGCAGCCAUCAAGGUCUUUGCCACAGGCAUUAUUGUUCCCAAAGACUACAUUUGGCCCAUUGACUCGGCCAAGUACCUUAAGCCGCCAACCACCGUUGUAACUGAUGCCCACAAAGCAGGUCUAGAAAUCUACGCUUCAGGUUUUGUCAAUGAUAUGCUCACCAGCUAUAACUACAGCUAUGAUCCUUCCGCUGAGUAUCUCCAGUUUGUGGACAACGGCCAGUUCUCUGUUGAUGGCUUCAUCUCUGAUUUUCCGCCAACAGCAUCACAAGCCAUCUCUUGCUUUGCUCACCAAAAGAGAGAUACUCCCAAAAUAGGCAAAACGUUGGUCAUAACUCACAAUGGAGCAAGUGGAGAUUAUCCAGGCUGCACUGAUCUGGCUUAUCAGAAGGCGGUGGACGAUGGAGCAGAUGUGAUAGACUGUUCUGUCCAGAUGACCAAAGAUGGAAUGGCUUUCUGCCUUGAUUCUGCAGACCUCAUACCAACCACCACUGCAGCGACCACUCUCAUGACCCGAGCCACCAGCGUUCCUGAGAUCCAGUCCAAAAAUGGCAUUUUCUCUUUUGAUCUCACAUGGGCGGAGAUCCAGUCUCUAAAGCCUCAAAUCCAGAGCCCCUUCUUAGCUGCUGAUGGAUUCCCAAGAAACCCAAAAAACAAGAAUGCAGGGAAGUUCAUGACUCUCGCUGACUUCCUCAAGUUCAGUAAAGCAAAGGCAGUCACUGGAGUUCUCAUCAACAUCCAGAAUGCUGCUUAUUUAGCAUCAAAGAAAGGCCUAGGAAUCGUAGACGCAGUCAAGUCCGCUUUGACCAGUUCCAAACUUGACAUGAAGGUUUUGAUUCAGUCAGAUGACAGUUCUGUUCUGGACAGUUUUAAGGCUGCCCCUCAAUACACUAGAGUACUGAGCAUCGACAAGGAAAUAGGAGAUGCUCCCAAACCAACCAUUGAAGAAAUCAAGAAGCAUGCAGAUGCAGUCAAUGUCUUGAGAAGUUCUCUUGUCACCAUCUCCCAAAGCUUUGCCACAGGGAAGACUAAAGUAGUGGAGGCAAUGCACAAGGGGAAUAUCUCUGUUUACGUCUCUGUGCUGAGAAACGAGUACCUCUCCAUAACGUUCGAUUACUUCUCUGAUCCUACGGUAGAGCUUGCCACAUUCAUUGCAGGGAAUGGCGUUGAUGGAGUCAUCACGGAGUUCCCUGCUACAGCCACCAGAUACUUGAGGAGUCCAUGCUCAGAUUUAUACAGAGAGCUGCCCUUUGCCAUAUUACCUGCAAAGGCAGGGACUCUAGUAUCCGUGGCAUCCAAGGAAGCACAGCCACCAGCUAGUGCCCCAAACCCGCCUCUUGACGCUAAAGACGUGAUUGAUCCGCCUCUGCCCCCGGUUGCUAACUUGGCCACCAACAAUGCCAGUGGAGGAGCUCCCCCAGCUUCUCUUCGUUCAGGCACCAUAGCCACCACCGCUAAUCUCAGCCUUUCCUUGAUUGCUAUGCUGGCCUUGGGACUACUCCUAUGUGCUGGUGCCUAAUACAAAUUGAAGGAAAUUUUGUAAUAUCUUCCUCUCCGCGUAGUACUAGUCCACACCCUUCUCGUUGACACACUAAUGCCAUAUGUCUGUAUCAUAUACUUUACCACAAUAUACAUACACA
Messenger RNA from Brassica napus (rape), 2643 nucleotides. RefSeq names its product glycerophosphodiester phosphodiesterase GDPDL6-like. The record is from RefSeq and is a predicted model, not a curated record. NCBI's taxonomy places the organism in Eukaryota, Viridiplantae, Streptophyta, Magnoliopsida, Brassicales, Brassicaceae. Gene Ontology annotation, biological process: lipid metabolic process. Bases 264 to 2522 code for a protein of 752 amino acids. Gene Ontology annotation, molecular function: glycerophosphodiester phosphodiesterase activity. The transcript is spliced from 8 exons.